CCUGAAUCCGUUCCCUUGGACGGAGUUUGGACUCGGCAUACGUUUUCAGUUGAUCCUUGGAACUCGAAACCGUUCCGCCAUCUCUCUUGUUUGCCCAUCUUUUUCUCGUCGAUCGACUUGGGGGAAAGCGAAGCGCGAUGAGUUGGUGUCAUCCCGAUAUCACUCUUGGGGACCUCAUGCAACUGAUCAAGGGCUUCGUCGAUAUCCUAAUCCUCGCGAAUGGCUACCAGUCGUCUGGUCUUCCCGCCGUCUGGGACGCCCCCAGCAUUAAGAACGCUGUCCGAUGGGGCCUCUUCUUCCAGGACGUAUUUAAGCAUAUAAAUGACUCUUGUCAUUUUGACAAUUCAAUGAAGGAACUUGAUGCAGCUUUGAGGAAUCUGAUGUCUAAUCCAUUUUGUCCACAGGGUCUGGUCCAUCUGACUUCAACAUCUCUUUCUAGAGCAAGAGAUUUGGUUAUCGAAUGUUUAGUUCAAAGUCACAUAAUGGGAGCUAAACAUCUGACGUCUCUUUUAACAGCAGUCAUUGAGAUGGAUGUUAAUGACCUUAAUGGGACAUGGAAUGCUAAUUCUACUGUAUACACGGACAUCUUAAUGUUGCAGAUGGAAUCACUAAAUUUAGUUUCUAUGGAUAGGGGAAACUUUGUCAAGACUAGAGCUGCAUCAACACCAAGCACUUCAAAGAUUUCUGGUGUUUCAAGGGCCGGAAGUUGCAAUCCUGCUAUGCCAGAACCCAUGGACUAUAGUUUUGCCCAUCAUUCUUGCUUUCUGAUUCAUGAAAUUUUACAGAGGCAAGCUUCUAUUCUAUGCAUAACCUCAGCAGAGACGGGCUUAGAUUCAAUUUUGAAGUUGUUUAUGACUGAGCACAUGCUUGUACCUGAAAAGAACUCAUUGGAAGGGAAACCAUCAACUGGUAAUUCGCCAAAGAGCAUGUCUGAGCUUUUCCUCUGGAGCCAAUGGAGGUCAAGGUGUUUGUCAUAUUUAGUAGACAACAGAACUAUCAGAUUGCUCUCUGGUGCCAAUUUGAUUUUCAGCACACCUAAGGUUCACUGGCUUCAAGUCCUUGAUCCAUUGAAAGUUUUGUCAGAUUCCAUUAACGAUCACCUUCUUGAGAUUAUGGAAAUAUCAUUAUUGGGCUUUAUAUCCUCCAGAUGGACUAAUUUGAUUGGCCAGUUUAUGUCACAUUCUUGUGAUUACCUUACUAUCUCUGAGCAGUACUCUGUUCUUCAUUGCUUGCUACAGGAGAAUACUCAAUGUGCACACUCAAAAAUGGAAGCUUUAAGUUCCAAGGAGAAGGAUAUCCUUGGUUAUAUGACUACAUUUCUGGAUUGUCACUAUCACAAAUUAUGGCUACUUCCUCCAGUCCUUGUCGCGGCAGCAAUUCCUUCAUGGUCAAUUUUGUUCAGAGCAUUUUGGAAUGAAUUGAAUAAACGGUUUGUUGGAGCAUCUUCUGAUGUCAGAUGUUAUGACUGUGGUCAAGAUGGAAAGGAGCACAGAGAUUGUGAAGUUGCUGAAAGGAUACGAUGCCUCUACGCAUUCCAUAUUUGAUAAUUGAUCUGAAAGCUGCUGAUUCUUGAAAGGUUUUGGAGAUGUAAAUAACUUUACUUCAGUUCAAGUGAGAUAUUGCUGUGUAAGGUUUUGUUAGGAGAACCAGUUUUUACUCUGCAUCAACUCCUUUUGAAAGAUCUAUCUGUGUUUACCAACAUAUCACACCUGUUUAUUAAUUUGUUUGCAAGUGUACACACUUGGGUAUUUUUUCUCGCUUCGAUUUUGACUUUCUUGGUCUCA
Musa acuminata AAA Group (dessert banana) is the source of this 1784-nucleotide messenger RNA. RefSeq lists its product as uncharacterized. The record is from RefSeq and is a predicted model, not a curated record. Lineage: Eukaryota; Viridiplantae; Streptophyta; Magnoliopsida; Zingiberales; Musaceae. Gene Ontology annotation, biological process: interstrand cross-link repair. Bases 138 to 1544 code for a protein of 468 amino acids. Gene Ontology annotation, cellular component: Fanconi anaemia nuclear complex. The transcript is spliced from 10 exons.